Molecule: messenger RNA, 2462 nt
Organism: Anopheles aquasalis
Lineage: Eukaryota; Metazoa; Arthropoda; Insecta; Diptera; Culicidae
Product: helicase ARIP4-like
Source: RefSeq, a predicted model, not a curated record
CAAAAGCUUCUAAAGUAAAGCCACAAUUGAGGCAUGCAACGCUACCUCCGCUGUACUCAGAAAAAAGGGCAACAGCAUCCGCAAGUCUUCCUCCAAGAUUUGUAGGGAAACAAUCCUCAAAUUGUGCUAUUUGUCGUGUAUGUUCGUCUGUUGUCUUGUGUCCUGCCCUUGCUCCUUUAGUGGAGUUUGUUGAGCGUUUAAACCGCGUCGGAGAUUGUUUUCCCGUUGUCCUUUCCAUGUGUUUCGGAAAUUUUGCAUCGCUCUAGAAGAAGGGGUCAACAGGCCUCGACCGACCGGACACGCAGAGAAACGAACGUAGUUCUACGAACAUCAUCAGUAUCGGCAUUCCGCCGGGCUCCUUGAUCCUCUGGAGGCCGAGAAUAGGGCUAUCUCCGCGUGGUGCUUGUGAAUCGGAUCUCGAUGCGGAGUCGUACAGAACAGGUAACGAACACGGUCGACGGUUCCGACUACGAUGACGAUACGGAUUUCGAAGACUCCGAGGAGGACUGGCGCCCGGAAAAGGGUGACUCGAAGGUCGGUCUGAAGCGCAAGAGUGUCGAUACCACGGCUGCCGCAGGGCGUCGUGGUAAUCGGAAUAGCGGUGUUGCAGCCAAACGAGGACGCAAAGCCGUCAACAGUGCACCCCGACGACGGUCCGGACGUCCUCGUCGGUCAGCCGGUGGCCGAAAGUCGCUUCCGAGUGACGAGGAAGAAGAGCAGGAGGACAGCGAACGGAAUGAGGAAGAGGAGGAGGAUGACGACGAUGACGACGGCGAGGACAGUGAGGACGACAGUGAAUCGCAGGAUUCACCGGUGUCCUCGAAGCGUGGUCGUAAGUCGAUGAAGAACCGGGCAUCCAGUGGCAGCACCAAGGCUGGCAAGCAGGGCUCCCGUGCUGAAGCGACGAGCCAGCCAACGGCCAAACCGAUCCAGCGAAAGGUUGUGAACAUGACGCAAAGCUUUCCGGACAAGACCGGCAUCUUGAAGCUGUACGCCUUCAAGGACGAUCUGCGCGAAGGUAUUCGGGAAAACUUGAAGUUGUGCCUGUGGCGCCGCGAUGGGUCGAGCUUGCUGCAGAAGUACUUUCGCGAUAAAUCCGUAGACGCGAGCACGCCCCAGUUCACCUCGUCCAUGGUGUACUCCUGCUGGGAAGAUAAGCGAGCGUACGAGUACAUGGAGGUGAAGGUGCGCUGUAUCGAGCAAUCUAAGCACCUACGCGUCCAGAUAGUUGACAUCGAAGCAGUGGAGCGUAGGGCAAAGGAGGAAUACCGAGAGUACGUGGACAAAUACGAGAAACAGUACGCGGCGACGACGGCAAGCGGGAACGAUAGCACACCCUCUAAGGAUGGUGAUGCUCCGACCGAUAAUAAUGCGGACACCGCCGGAAGCCAGGGUGAGGAAGAAGACGGCACCGGCGAUCGUGCUGCCAACGAGGAACAUAACCUGGAGAUGGGCCAGGAUGCCAGUGAGGAGGAAGAGGAGGAGGAUCCUCCCCAGGAAGAAUGAUAAAUAGCGUAGUGUAGCACACUCAAAAAACACUGACUGCGGUGAAGUAGUAGCGACCGAACGGAACGUAACGAAGAAGCGGCAUCUAUGUAGGAGAUACUCUCGAGUAUAACAUUGUAUUUUAAAGUAACCAGUACCCGGAUCGCCCUCUAUUCUCAUAAUUGAACACAAAAUGUUAAUGUACUUUGAAACGUAAUGUUUGUAAUAACCGGACGUCCCUUGAUGUUGUAGGAAGCGGCAAUCAUCAUCAUGGAUGUUUUAUGUUGAGUAAGGACAGAGGAGUGCGUUUCUUGGACUAAAUGUUAGAUAAAGUUACUCACCUCUUAGGCAGUUAGGAUGUCCGAUCGAAAAAGCGAUUGUCUUUAGGCAGGGCCUCGAUUGAGGUGCGAUAGAAUGAAAAUGGUUCAUUGUUUUAAAUGGAGCAUAGAGCGUCCAGGGAAUAUGGCGGGAUUUUUGUUGUUGUUUAGUAGUUUGUGUGUUUCGAAAGAAUACGAAAGGAAAAAGGCUCGUCCCAACGACUGAGAUGCGCACGUCUGAAUGUAGCAGCUGGGUACAGCGUGGCCGAAACAAUAUCCUCCAACAUGUUCCUUCUCUUCACAGACGGCAUGGUGCAAAGGCCGCCACGAACACUGCUGUGUUUCUACAGUAGCCCUGUGUAUUGUCCCAGCCGAAUCGUGUGCUUCACCGUGCAAUAAGUGAGUGCAAACCACAAACCACAUACACCGUAUCGUUCGUUGCUGAUAGCAUAUACUUUGUAUUCAUUAUUCUGAUUAGGCGUACAUAUCAUUUUUGUAUCUCUUUGUUUGUGGUAGAAACAUGAAUAUAACAUUUAAAAAACCAAACACGCACGAACGAACAUGCGGAAAGGUUGCGAGGCGAUCCGAAAUUUUAUUUCGCGAUCGUGUGCACCGUUCCGCUUGGUGAAAAAAAAAAGAAGAACAUAUAGCUGAACAUAA